CUAGGGUAAAAUAAUAUCGCGGCACUCUGCACUCAGUUCAGCCUCACGGCUCCUUCUCGCGCCCCGUAACUUCUGCGCUAAAGGAUAACUUUUAAAGGAAACCCGACUGGAGCGACGGGACCGAUCCUCUUAUUCCAGAGUUGUUGCUUUUUCCUCUCCUUUUUUGUGCGUGAGUUUGAGGGGAGAUCCAACGGGGGACACGGUUGCAAGAACUUUUACGCACGAAAGGGACAGUGCAGCACUUGAGCGUUGAGUUUGUAGAUAUUCGAGUUUGUCUAAUCCACGUUUUUUUUUUAUUUCAGCGGUAAAAGCGGUUUUGGUGAGAUCAGAGGAGGAGUCUGAUGAAAUUUAGCAGUUUUGAUCUUUCUUUUUUUCAUUUUUAAAAAAAACUUUAGCCGAGAUACUCAACUGCAUUGACUUUUUUUUACAUCGCGUCUGGAUUACCUGGUUACUACAAAUUGUUUUGUUUUUGUUUAUUUUUUAAGCUGUUCGGCAUUAAUCAUUUAGCACAUUCUUUCACAGAUUCUUGAUUUCUAGUCUGAGUUCAAGUACUUUGUGGCGUUGAUACAUUGUUUACACGCGGCUGAGCGUUUCCACUAAGCGUGCGGUAGAUAACAGCGCCGAUAUAAUACGAGUUCGGCACUGACAGAGACUUUGGAGAGCUUUUGUUUAUCUCCUUUUAUUUUUGGCUGAAGUUAGUGAAAAACAGAACAGCCCUGUUAUGUCCCUCAGACUGACACAUCGUGUGUAGGUGAUCUAGUAGUCAUCAGAGUUUUGGUUAGGACAGCGAGGCUCUGCUUGACUCACAUUCUGCGCCCUCGCCUCCAGACAGUGGACUUUUGAGACAAGCGGCGUCUGGAUAACAACAAAAAAAAAAAAAAAAAAAGAAAAAAGGAAAAAGAAAAGAGUUUUUCCUCCAAAGACUUCUGCUCCUCUGAUACGACCCAGUCAGGUGGCACUGACCCAAGCUGUUGUGAUGCAUAUUCCCGUAGAGCCGCCCACCACAAGACGGUUCACGCCGCCCUCCACGUCCUUCCCCUGCAGCAAGAUUGUAGACGGCAACGGGGCCAUGGCCACCCCAGGGCCCCUGAGGUCAAGACCGGACACCAGGAACGUGGUGGACGUCCUGGCGGACCACGCCGGCGAGCUGGUCCGGACCGACAGCCCCAACUUCCUCUGCUCAGUUCUCCCGUCUCACUGGAGGUGCAACAAGACUCUCCCCGUGGCUUUCAAGGUCGUGGCUCUCGGUGACGUUCCAGACGGGACUCUGGUCACCGUGAUGGCUGGGAACGACGAGAAUUAUUCGGCCGAGCUGAGGAACGCCUCCGCCGUGAUGAAGAACCAGGUGGCUCGCUUUAACGACCUGCGCUUCGUGGGCAGGAGCGGACGAGGGAAGAGCUUCACUCUGACCAUCACCGUGUUCACCGGACCUCCUCAAGUGGCCACCUACCACCGCGCCAUCAAGGUCACCGUGGAUGGACCCCGGGAACCUCGCAGGCACAGAGUGAAGAUGGAAGACAACCAGAAGAUGCAGUUCUCGGACAGGCUGUCAGAGAUUGAGCGCUACCAGCGGUCUAUGCGCAUAGGCCCCGUGAACAAUAACCCCCGCCCCAUCCACCAAACCCACCUCAGCACCACACAAGGCUUGUGGUCGGAGCAAAUGGACACCCCCGCUCUGAAGACAUGCAAGGUGGAGGAGGACCUGAGACCAUGGCCAGCGACUACAGAUCUGUUCCAGCAGAGGACCACCUUCCCGUCUCUGUCCCCACUGACCGACCCUCGCUUCUCAGACCCGCGCAUGCACUACCCGGGGGCCUUCCCGUACACCGGCAACAGCUCCAGCACCAGCAUCGGCGGCCUCAGCAUGUCGGCCUCUUCUCGAUACCACACCUACCUGCCGCCGCCCUACUCAAACAACCAGUCCCAGAACUUCCAGUCCAACUCUUACCUGUAUUACGGCACAGGCUCUGGAUCCUACCAGUUCUCCAUGGUGGCACCGGGGAACACCGGGGGCGAGCGCUCCCCCUCCCGCCUGCUGUCCUGUUCGGGGGCCGGCGGCACCGUAGGGACCAACAGCCUGAUGAACCCGGGCCUGAACACCCAGAACGAGGGCGUGGAGGCCGACGGCAGCCACAGCAACUCCCCAACGGCCAUGAGCGCCUCGGGUCGCUUGGACGAGUCCGUCUGGAGGCCUUACUGACUGACGCAGAGCUAGACAACCAAAGAGCGCGGGAGAGGAGAGGGAAAAAGAAGUUAAGAGGACAAUGAACAAAAAGUAAAAAAGCUGAACACUGAAAGAAAUGAAAAAAAAACAACCAAAAAAAAACGAGAAAUGCUGCAUGUUUGUCUUUUAUUUCUGCUUUAGAGAUUUUCUGCUUUUACCGACUCUCUCUCCUAAGACCUAAGUGUAUUUUAUAAGUUUUGAGCGAACUCCUGCACUGUUCUGAAACAUGAACUCCAACUACAAAAAGCCAUAAGAGGUGAGGUGAGGCGACGCUCGGCGGAGGCUGUAAAUAGAAGUGAGAGUACGACAGGAGAAGCCAUAGUGAAGUUUCAGGAUCAUUUUGUCUGGCGCAAACAGGUCACGCAUCAAGCGCCAACGAACAAAAGACGGCGGAGGCACGAUCGAGCGGCGCAGCUGACGAACUGUAAAAACCACAGCAGACACUCGUGGAGCAGACCGCUCAGACUGAUCCGCACGACAGGUGGAGAGCCAACUGGACGUCCGCUCGGUCCGGUGACGUCCUCGCCAGGCACGGCCGCACUGCUGUAAACGAACGGUCCUUUUUAAAGCUUUAAUUUCUAGAAUUUCAAUGUUGUGUCUUUUGUGAAACAUCGUCGACUGCAUCCGGGGGCUGUUUCCUGUGCUCUCAGUACUCACGCAGUACCUUACUGCCUAAUUUAUUGUCCAAACGGACGCAUUAGCCUUUGGUGCUACAGUACGCGGGCGGAUGUCUCGACACAAUCGCUGCAUUAUCCAGAGAAGAGCAUUCACAUGUUUAUUAAGGAAUGGAUUCUCCUCUGCUGCGUCAUCAGUGUAUCAAGUUUCAUCAAGACAAUGGCUGAUAUUUUGAGGAAUGUAAAAGACUAAAGCAGAGGGGGUGGAAGGGAGUGGGGGUGGGGGGUGGGGCGGCGGGGGGGGGGCUUUGUUGUUGUUUUUAUCUGCAGGUAUGUCGGAGUCCUGUUGUCUCCGCUCUUUACUUUUUCCUUAAAAUUCUUAUUCCAGCCCGUUUUUUUUUUGUAUUUAAAAGAGAAAAGAAAGAGAAGAAAAGAAGAGAAAAAAAAGCCCUCGUCUGAUCGUUUUGAGACGGAUGACACGGUUUACUUUUGAUAUUUAUUUGAGCCAAAUUAUGAGGAAAUGUAUGCAUAUACCCCGAAAUCCUUAAGCAUUUCUCUCUACCUUUCCUUUUUUAUAUAAAUAUAUAUAUAUAUAUAUACAGUAUAUAUACACACCAUGUUUUGUUGUUAAGUAUAAAUUUGGAAUUUGUGUAAUAUAUUGCUCCUAAAUUAUAAAAGAAAAAUCCAAAACCUUUAAUGUAAUUAUUUUGCCUUCCAAUGUAGCUUUUAUGCACUAAAAACCUUUAUUCCAAAUGCCCAACAGAUUCUGGUAUAGCUAAUCUUUUCCAAAUUGCCUUCCUGCGCUAAAGUAAAAAAAAAAAAAAAAAACAUUAAAAAAAAAAAGCUUAAUGUUUGCACUAUGUUUUGAACUUUCAUUUCUCUCUUUAUUUGCUCGUAUUUACAAAUAAAGUGUGCGGAACGAAUUAAGAAAUAUUCCUGCGCACAUGUUUGCUGAACACACUUAAAAGUGUCCUUUUGACAAAUCUCUCAUUAAUGAAGAAGAAAUUAAUGAUAUUACACACACACACACAUUCCUGCACCACAGGUGUGUGUGCACAUUCCCCCCCUCUUCCCCCCUCCUGUAAUGUCCUGAGGGUCUUUAUCCUGCAGUUACACAUGUGAUCCCUUAUCCCUGGAGGAGGAAGGAGGAGAAGGAGCGUGAGGAUGAAGGGAUAGAGGGAAGAUGUGUGUUCGGAGCGGUAUCUUGUUACCGACACCACUGGCGGUAACUCGCACAGAAAAAAAAGGAAAAAAAAACCUCCCUUGUUGUGCACAUCUCCUUUUGUUCUGAAUAAUCAAUGAGUGCUUUGAAGGCUUUACGGCCCCCGAUUAUUUCUCUUCGAGUGUAAUUUACUGAUCGUCAGUGCCAGAGGCCUUGUGGCUUCUCUUCCGAUACUUCACACACCUAAACAGAUCAUCUCGGUAUGAGCUGCGUUAAGGUAUUCACAACAGGUAUCUGCGUCUAAUGGAUAGAAUUUUGCAAGAAGGAAAAUGGUUAGCCACUUAGAACGAAGUGAGAUUUCAAGGUUUGCAGCUCAGGUGAAAAGAAAAACCAAAAAACAAAAAGAAAGAAAAAAAGGUUGUUUUGUAGACCCUUUGCCUUAUUCCUCUCCUUUAAGCAAUCAUUGUCUCAUUCCCUUUGGUUAAGAGGCCGCUCUCCUCCGACCUGACCUACAUUACUUUAUUAUGGGCAAAAAAAAAAAAAAAAAAAAAAAAAAAAAAUCAUGCAGCUAGAGAAACCGCACACUAAGCGCUGAUGUGUGUGUGGUUCCUUCACGAACAAAACCAAAGAUCUUCACAACUGCCUGUAAUAAUGUUCAGAUGUUAAAGCCGGGGAGAGACGCGGCCGCUCGCCCCUCCCGUCUUUAACGUCGCUGUUUAUGCAAAUCUAGGAAACCAAAGUGUCCAAGUGAAUUGUAUGUUUUUUGCGCGUCUGAUGCAAGAGCACAAUGUUACAUUUAACUCUGUUUCUUUUCAUGACAAAAAGCAACCCUUUAUUGUUUUCACUUCUCUUGAUGCUCAAAGCAUGUACAUCAGAAAACUGAUAUGUUAAUUUAAAGAUCUCAUCUAUGUAUGUAUCAUUAAUGCUUCCAAACCGAGUGCUUGUAAAGUUUGCUGAUAAUGUAGUUUUUAAUCAUUUUAAUUAAAAAACAGGUGUCUUA
This is a messenger RNA of Mugil cephalus (flathead mullet), 5000 nucleotides long. It is a transcript of the gene runx3, whose product is annotated as RUNX family transcription factor 3. The record is from RefSeq and is a predicted model, not a curated record. The transcript is spliced from 6 exons. Gene Ontology annotation, biological process: regulation of transcription by RNA polymerase II; neuron differentiation; hemopoiesis. Lineage: Eukaryota; Metazoa; Chordata; Actinopteri; Mugiliformes; Mugilidae. The coding region runs from base 977 to 2200 and encodes 407 amino acids. Gene Ontology annotation, cellular component: nucleus. Gene Ontology annotation, molecular function: RNA polymerase II cis-regulatory region sequence-specific DNA binding; DNA-binding transcription factor activity, RNA polymerase II-specific; ATP binding.